GGCCACGUGACGUCCGCCUUCUUUAGCUGAGCGGACACCUGGGCGCGGGUCGCUGUCCCGCCCGCCGCGCCCGCCCGCCGCACCUGCCCGCGUCCCGCUCGGCUUCCGUCCGCCGCCAGCAUGAUGUGCGGGGCGCCCACCGCCUCGCAGCCCGCCACGGCCGAGACCCAGGCCAUCGCCGACCAGGUGAAGGCCCAGCUGGAAGAGCGGGAAAACAAGAAGUUCACUACCUUUAAGGCCGUGGAGUUCAGGAGCCAAGUGGUCGCUGGCAGGAACUACUUCAUCAAGGUUCAAGUUGACGAUGAGGAGUUUGUGCACCUUCGAGUAUUUCAGAGUCUCCCGCACGAAAACAAGCCCUUGGCCUUGUCCAGCUAUCAGACCAACAAGGCCAAGCAUGACGAGCUGGCGUAUUUCUAGCUCCCACGCCGAGUGGGGCCCGUCCAUGUGUUUCUGUCCGCUGUGAACACAUCUGGGAUCAAAAGCAAAUGUCGUUUCUCCAUGGGGCCACUUGGGGGGCGGGGGGGGGGAGUAUCACGCACCUCUCUUGCAUCCCUGCCUUUCGUCCCUGCCUUUGUCUCUUCCUGCCUUUUGGUGGGAGAGACAGAACACUGUCACUGAUCUUAAUUACUUUCAAAGACGGCUUAUAUUCUCUUUAAAUACAUAUUUUUAAAUCUUCAUGAAUUUA
Molecule: messenger RNA, 685 nt
Organism: Mustela erminea (ermine)
Lineage: Eukaryota; Metazoa; Chordata; Mammalia; Carnivora; Mustelidae
Gene: CSTB
Product: cystatin B
Exons: 3
Coding region: 121-417 (98 amino acids)
Cellular component (GO): cytosol
Molecular function (GO): cysteine-type endopeptidase inhibitor activity
Source: RefSeq, a predicted model, not a curated record